This is a messenger RNA of Acomys russatus (golden spiny mouse), 4379 nucleotides long. RefSeq names its product transforming growth factor beta receptor associated protein 1 (gene Tgfbrap1). The record is from RefSeq and is a predicted model, not a curated record. NCBI's taxonomy places the organism in Eukaryota, Metazoa, Chordata, Mammalia, Rodentia, Muridae. The transcript has 12 exons. Gene Ontology annotation, biological process: endosomal vesicle fusion; intracellular protein transport; autophagy. Gene Ontology annotation, cellular component: cytoplasm; membrane. The coding region runs from base 264 to 2936 and encodes 890 amino acids.
UUACUGAUCGUAGAAUUCAAUAGGUUAUAACCUAAUUCCCACUCUCAGUAAGGACAAAUACUUCCUCUCCCUUACAGCUUCUGAUCUCUGAGAUAAAAUUAUAAUUGUCUCACAAUGUUCUAAGGAUUACAUCUAAAGUAUGUCAAAUGCCUCUCCAGUUGUCUCCACCUGGACAUUAGUAGCCUGUUGAUGGACAUCAAGAAAGAAGCGACAAGGAGGUGGUUUAUGAAGCACUAAGUCUAAUAGUCUGGAAAUGUGGGUCCAUGCCCUUGCUCGACUCCUUGUCCUUACGGCUUUCUGGCCCCACACCCCAAGCUGAAGCUGCAAAAAUUGUGACCGAUCACCCAGUAGACAUGAUGAACAUCAAGGCCUUCACCUUGGUCUCUGCCGUGGAACGGGAGCUGCUGAUGGGUGACAAAGAGCACAUCAGCAUCGAAUGUGUGGAGUGCUGUGGCAGGAAUCUCUAUGUUGGCACCAAUGACUGCUUCAUUUACCACUUCUUGCUGGAGGAAAAGACCAUGCCUACAGGGACAGCUACGUUCAUUGCCACCAAACAGCUGCACAGACACCUGGGCUUCAAGAAGCCUGUAAACGAGCUGUGUGCGGCCUCAGCUCUUAAUAGGCUGCUGGUGCUCUGUGACAACUCCAUCACCCUGGUUAACAUGCUGAACCUGGAGCCAGUCCCCUCCGGAGCCCGCAUCAAAGGGGCUACAACAUUUGCAGUGAACGAGAACCCUGUGAAUGGGGACCCUUUCUGCGUGGAAGUGUGCAUCAUCUCGGUGAAGCGCAGGACCGUCCAAAUGUUUCUGGUGUAUGAGGACCGAGUACAGAUUGUCAAGGAAGUGUCCACCCCAGAGCAGCCUCUUGCUGUGGCUGUGGAUGGCUACUUCCUGUGCCUGGCCCUGACUACCCAGUACAUCAUCCUCAACUACAGCACAGGCCUUUCCCAGGACCUGUUUCCCUACUGCAGCGAGGAGAAGCCACCCAUUGUCAAAAGAAUAGGCAGACAGGAGUUCCUGCUGGCUGGCCCAGGAGGCUUGGGCAUGUUUGCCACUGUGGCCGGGAUUUCUCAGCGUGCUCCUGUGCACUGGUCAGAGAAUGUGAUUGGAGCAGCUGUUUGCUUCCCGUACGUCAUAGCGCUCGAUGACGAAUUCAUCACAGUCCACAGCAUGCUGGAUCAGCAACAGAAACAGACCCUGCCCUUUAAGGAAGGUCACAUCCUACAGGACUUUGAAGGAAGAGUGAUUGUUGCCACAAGUAAAGGAGUUUACAUCUUGGUUCCAUUACCUCUGGAAAAACAAAUACAGGAUCUGUUAGCAAACCGGAGAGUGGAGGAGGCUUUGGUCUUGGCAAAAGGAGCCCGGAGGAACAUUCCAAAAGAGAAAUUUCAGGUAAUGUACAGGAGGAUUCUGCAGCAGGCAGGCUUUAUACAGUUUGCACAACUCCAGUUCCUGGAAGCCAAGGAGCUCUUCAGAAGCAGCCAGCUGGAUGUCCGGGAGCUGAUCUCUCUCUACCCCUUCCUGUUGCCCACCUCCUCUUCCUUCACCCGGUCUCACCCUCCUCUUCAUGAGUAUGCAGACCUCAACCAACUGACACAAGGUGACCAGGAGAAGAUGGCCAAGUGCAAGCGCUUCCUCAUGAGCUACCUGAAUGAAGUCCGCUGCACAGAGGUAGCAAAUGGCUACAAGGAAGACAUUGACACGGCCUUGCUCAAGCUGUAUGCAGAGGCUGACCAUGACAGCCUCCUUGACCUCCUGGUCACUGAGAACUUCUGCGUGUUGACGGACAGUGCUGCCUGGCUAGAGAAGCACAGAAAGUAUUUUGCACUAGGACUGCUUUAUCAUUACAAUAAACAGGAUGCCUCUGCAGUCCAGCUGUGGGUGAGCAUUGCCAAUGGGGACAUCCAGGACCCCACGCGCUCAGACCUGUACGAGUACAUCGUUGACUUUCUUACCCACUGCCUAGACCAAGAGCUGGUGUGGACGCAUGCUGACUGGCUCUUGCAGAACAGUGAGGAGAUUGGAGUUCAAGUUUUCACCAAGAGACCUCUGGAUGAGCAGCAGCAGACUACCUUUAAUCCAGAUGACAUUAUUAGUUGCCUUAAAAAAUAUCCGAAAGCCCUGGUUAAGUAUCUGGAGCAUCUUGUUAUCGACAGAAGACUGCAGAAAGAAGAGUACCACACCCACCUGGCCAUCCUCUACCUGGAAGAAGUGCUGCGGCAGAGGGUACCCACCGGAGGCAAGGACACAGAAGCCACUGAGACUCAGGCCAAACUCCGGAGGCUGCUCCAGAAGUCUGACCUGUACCGAGUCCACUUGUUGAAAGAGAAGAUCCAGGGCGCUGGCCUGCCCAUGGAGAGCGCCAUCCUCCACGGGAAGCUGGGCGAGCACGAGAAGGCCCUGCACAUCCUAGUGCAUGAGAUGGGGGACUUCUCCGCAGCUGAGGACUACUGCCUGUGGUGCUCCGAGGGUCAGGAUGCAGCCUGCCGUCAGCAGCUUUUCCACACGCUGCUCGCCAUGUACCUCCGUGCAGGGCCCUCUGCCCAUGAGCUGACGGUGGCUGCUGUGGACUUGCUGAACCGUCACGCCCGAGAAUUUGAUGCCACCCAGGUCCUACAGCUACUGCCUGACACCUGGUCGGUGCAGCUUCUCUGCCCAUUCCUUACAGGGGCCAUGAGGGACAGCAUUCAUGCCAGGAGGACCACACAGGUGGCUCUCGGCCUGGCCAAAUCAGAAAACCUGAUUUACAUGUACGAUAAGAUGAAGCUGAAGGGAAGUGCAGUCCGGCUCUCAGAAAAACAGCUUUGCCAGCUCUGCCAGAACCCUUUUGGUGAGCCUGUGUUUGUCAGGUACCCCAAUGGAGGGCUCGUGCACACUCACUGUGCAGCCAGCAGACACACGACCCCCAGCUCACCCAGCCCUGGCACUCGGACUUGAAAAGCAUGGUUCCAGGCUGCAAAGGGGAUUCUGAGUUCUUUUCCAAGCUUGCUCUGUGCCAGCCAGAACAAAGGGAAGGUGUCUGGGUGCCAGGGAAAGGCCAUCCCUGGGAAGCCAGGCACCUCGCUGCUGACUGUUCUCUGCGUGAAUGUAAAUGGAAGAGACCUGAAACCCCGAGGAUAGUGACAGGCCUGAGUCCACCUGUCCAGGAGGUUACAGUCAUCCAAAGCACAAGCCAGCGCUGAACAGCAGGCAGUGCAGCCUGGGUGAUCCAGACAGGCGGGACCUGGAGAUGAAGUCCACUUGGCUCAGGCAAGUGUCCAGAGUGUAGAGGCCUGAGCUGGGCACCUUGCCUUUUGCGGAGGUGUGCUCUUCACAUAGGCUCCGCAUCCGCCCUAAAGUGGAUAUGGUGUCUGUUCUUCCCUUCCAGCUGCCAACCUCUGAAACCCUCUGCUUUGUUUACUGAAGCACUCACUCAGUGUAAAGUCCUAUGCUUUUGGCUGCCUAGCUCAUGGAGACCUAUUUAGAAACAGAUAAAGCUUGAAGCAGGCAGGAAUGAUUCAGUGGGCAAAGGCACUUGCCACCAAGCCUGAUGACCUGAAUGCAAUUCACAGAACCUACAUGUGGAAGGAGAGAACAAACUGCUACAGGUUGUACACACACACACACACACACACACACACACACACACACAUGCACGCAUGUGCACGCAUACACACACAGACACGUAGGGGGAAGAAGAGAAAUAGAGGUCUAAGUAGGAAGCUGCUUCAGCUGUCCUGAAGACUGCAACAGAAAGGAGGCGCAGGUUUGUGAGGGCCCAGAAGCAGGUUCCUGUUCGUCUACUUGCUGACUGGUAACACCUUGAUGGACACACAUAACUAAAUAUUUUAAUUUGAAUUCAUAUCAUCUUUGUAGUUUUCUCUCAUUUAGAAUUUUGUCAUUCAUUACAGAUAUCUCUUUUCUCAUAAAUAUGUACCUCCUACUGAAUACUUGGAAAAUUCAAAGGGAAUCGUGACAAGUAAGCUAAUGAGCCUUCCAGGAGAGGUUGACAUUGGCCUCGGCCCUGUUGCCGGCAGCCAGCAGAGCUGCUCUCCCCUCUGGUUCCUCAGCAUCUUAGGAGGCCAGGCCGCCUUAUCUGCCAGCACUUCCCAUGCCUGCCCUGAGCUUUCCUGAACCCUCCAAGGAAAGGUCACAUCUGUGACCAACUGGACUUGGCGUUUCUGUGUCUGUGACAAGCGGCAGCUCUUGCCAUUUCACUGCCCUCUUUCAGGUCACUCAGCCGUCCUCAGGGUGCUGGUUCUGAGACUCGGGAGGACAGCACAGCUUCCUGUGUCUGCCAUGCCCUCCCUCACUGUCCGUUCUUUACAGAUGAUUUCUGUACUUAACAAUGAUAGGUGUAUUUCUUUUCCUUUUGGGAUUCUGAGUAAGCUAAGGAGUAAA